GCAAAUCGGCUUCGACACAAGCUGGGAGGCAUUAGAGAGCAGUGGACCUUUGGCUGAAAAACAAGUAUAACAGCUAUUUCCUCUAACACGUUUUGCUGAUUUUUUUUUUUUAAUGUGCCACUUUUUUAUUUUGUGUAAAAGUGUAAAAUCCUGCUAAUAAAGUUUCUCUUUGGAAACCAUGCGCACUUACUCUGAGCUGUGCGUCUCAGCAGAGGUGCCUCAAACUUUUCCAGGAGGAGAUGCGGCUCCCCGCGCGACUGUCCUGUCCGGAUUCACUCUGUUCCCAGUUGCAUCCACGGGAGGACCGUCAAACCGAAGCCUGGAUACCAUCGUAGAUCCGAUCCUUCGCACAUCUCCGCCGGAGCGCUCUGCGGUAUUUUCUCGGUCUCAUGAACUUGUGGAAAUCGAGGAAACAGCAGAAGAUGAGCCCAAACUUUAUUUGGAAGCCAGUGAGCUUUGGAGACAGUUCCACAAAUGCGGAACAGAAAUGGUCAUUACAAAAUCUGGGAGACGUAUGUUUCCGCCGCUCAGGGCCAGGUGCACGGGGAUGGACAGAAAAGCCAAAUAUAUUCUCCUCAUGGACAUCGUGGCAGCUGAUGACUGUAGAUAUAAAUUCCAUAACUCGCGAUGGAUGGUGGCGGGCAAGGCGGACCCCGAGAUGCCCAAACGCAUGUACAUCCACCCGGACAGUCCGGCUACUGGAGAGCAGUGGAUGUCGAAAGUGGUCAACUUCCACAAGCUGAAACUAACCAACAACAUAUCAGACAAGCAUGGAUUUACAAUUCUCAACUCGAUGCACAAGUACCAGCCCAGGUUUCAUAUAGUAAAGGCACAUGACAUCCUAACGCUGCCUUACUGCACUUUUAGGACAUAUGUGUUCUCUGAGACUGAAUUCAUCGCAGUUACAGCUUACCAGAAUGACAAGAUCACACAGCUGAAAAUAGACAACAAUCCUUUCGCCAAGGGAUUCCGAGAUACUGGCAAUGGAAGGAGAGAGAAGAGGAAACUACAACAUUCAUCCCACAGGUCUAAAGAGACACAGCUGACUGAUGUGAAACACGAACCUGUAAAAGACUCUCCACAGCAAUCACACGAUUCCAGGUCUUCAGAUCCCCAUGAGAGUGACAGUGAUAAGGACACAAAUUCUGAGGAGCUUCCUGGAGAAGAGAUGUGUGAAACACACCAGGAAAAAGAACCACAGCCAAAGGUUUCCAUCACAGAAGCAACCAUGCAGACUACAGCCAGGAUCCACAAAGAUGUGGACCUCGGACAAAACCAUGUCAGCAGCCUAACAACUGACCAAGCAAAUCGCUGCCAGAAACAAGAUGCAAAGACGGAACAACUGUCUGAUGUCUCCACCGGUUUUGCAUACAGCUGUGCUUAUUCUCCAGAAUUAAACAGAUAUCUGUGGGAUCCCAGUGUCUCAAAUGGCUUUUUCCACUCAUCUCGGCUGAACACCUGGCACAGCUGUGCCAACAUGGACAGAGUAGUACCAUGUGGAUUGAGUCCAGCGCUGACUCCUCUUCCUAUUAAUCAACAACAUGCAAUGGCACAGGACCUGAUGAGCCUUUCACACUUUGGAGGAUUUCUGUUUUAUCCUAACUCCAGCUUCUUAGCAACAUCGGCCCACUACCUCAACCCACAAGGCCAGUCCGGAUUGGAUUUCAGAGGCUGUCCAAGCAUCCGCAGUCGGGAUUACUUCUCCUCUCCGGCAAUAUUUUCAUUUGUUCCUGCAGCAAGUGGCAGUUUCAAAUAUCUCACCCCAGAUUGGCUUACACAGCCUAAGAUGGAGGAAAAGACUUUAACAGAGCAGGAAGUGACUGGAGCCAGGAUAAGUAAAGAACAGUGGGAGUCUACUGACCUGUGAGGGGGUUCUACUGUUUGUUAGUGUCCCUGCAU
Oreochromis niloticus (Nile tilapia) is the source of this 1899-nucleotide messenger RNA. Its product is annotated as T-box transcription factor TBX2-B. Gene Ontology annotation, molecular function: DNA-binding transcription factor activity, RNA polymerase II-specific; RNA polymerase II cis-regulatory region sequence-specific DNA binding. The record is from RefSeq and is a predicted model, not a curated record. The coding region runs from base 179 to 1867 and encodes 562 amino acids. NCBI's taxonomy places the organism in Eukaryota, Metazoa, Chordata, Actinopteri, Cichliformes, Cichlidae. Gene Ontology annotation, biological process: regulation of transcription by RNA polymerase II; positive regulation of DNA-templated transcription; cell fate specification. Gene Ontology annotation, cellular component: chromatin; nucleus. The transcript is spliced from 7 exons.